AAAAUGUCUGGUUUAUUUUAUGGUGUAGUACUUGGUAUUAUAGUGGCUGUGCUGUCAGCGCCAAGAGAACGAAGACAAGCUCAGGAUCCACGAUGUGCAGGACCAACUGGAAAUUUUGGAAUUAACUGUACUUCAUUUGUCAGUUGUUUUGAGGGUUAUGUUUUUGGUACUUUUACUUGUGGCAGUGAAAAUGGACAGUUGAAAUUUAAUCCCAACACGGGUGCAUGUGACUGGGCUACCGCAGUGAAUUGUGAAGUUCAACCAAAGUUUGAAGGAGACCAGGCUUGUACACAGAUUCCACCAGGAUUUGAAGAGUUUGCUUACUUUGUCUCUCAUCCUCAGUUCUGCAACAUGUAUUUCGUCUGUGAUCAUGGUAACUAUAGAGGUACAAGAAACUGUAACCAAGGUCAAAUAUUCAGCGAGAUUAACGGCACUUGUAUCGUAGGUGGACAAGAUAUGUGUAACAAACCACUCCUCCCUUAUGAAAAUUUGCAUUAAGGUCCAUGCCUUUAAUUUUGUCCCUCUAAUAUCUCACGCAUCAUGCAUUAGACUUGUUGUUUUGUCCGCUGUUAUUUGUUUUCUUUUUUGUUUAUAUUAACGUGUUUUGUCAUAAUUUAGUGUUCGCAUGGGGCUCAGUUCAUUACUUUUAUAUUUAUACAACUAACUUUUUUCUUUUCUAAUAUGCAUAGAUUCAGUUUCAUUUGACAUUCUACCCUAUAAUUUCCCCCUAAUGUGUUGAAAUAACCAAAAUUACAAAUUUGAAACAUUGUAAUCCAUCCCACUUUUGAAGAUUCUGGUCUUGAAGUAAUAGGUUUCUGUUCGCAGUGUUGAAUAAUAUAGUAAUACAAGCAUUUAUAGGUGGUCAUGAGCAGUUAGACAUGAAAAAUAAUUGGAUGUUCAAACAACAUUUGGUCUAAUGGAAGGAUGCUAUUUUAUAUAAAAAUUUACAAAUUCUUUAACUGUUUAUGACCAUGCUAAACAACUGAUUUCAUUCAUUUUAGAUUUAUCUGUGUAAUGGCUUGUUUUAUUAUUUAUAGCUUUUUAAAAAAUAUUUACUCAAAA
Lottia gigantea (owl limpet) is the source of this 1062-nucleotide messenger RNA. RefSeq lists its product as hypothetical. Bases 4 to 498 code for a protein of 164 amino acids. Gene Ontology annotation, cellular component: extracellular region. The record is from RefSeq and is a predicted model, not a curated record. Lineage: Eukaryota; Metazoa; Mollusca; Gastropoda; Lottiidae. Gene Ontology annotation, molecular function: chitin binding. The transcript is spliced from 3 exons.